This is a messenger RNA of Fomitiporia mediterranea MF3/22, 279 nucleotides long. RefSeq lists its product as uncharacterized. Bases 1 to 279 code for a protein of 92 amino acids. The transcript has 4 exons. Lineage: Eukaryota; Fungi; Basidiomycota; Agaricomycetes; Hymenochaetales; Hymenochaetaceae. The record is from RefSeq and is a predicted model, not a curated record.
AUGGCCUCAACACAGACCAGUUCAAGUUCCGUGGUGAAUAACGAAGAUCGGUUUCUCUACUUAAAGGAGGUUGCGAUCGAUUUCACUCGUUCACGCCCGAAUGGCAGACUUCAAAUCAAGCUCAAGGAUGAAAAGGGAACACGAUACGAAUCGAAGGUGUUCGGGGAGACGGAACCCCUACAGUGGGACUGUGAAUUCUAUGAUGACGAUCCAAAGCUCUGGUCGUACCCUGAGAAGGGACUUGACCGUCAGAUUGCAAUUAGACUUCAGCUCGUCUGA